Andrographis paniculata is the source of this 4882-nucleotide messenger RNA. RefSeq lists its product as uncharacterized. Gene Ontology annotation, cellular component: membrane. The record is from RefSeq and is a predicted model, not a curated record. Gene Ontology annotation, molecular function: oxidoreductase activity, acting on the CH-CH group of donors. The transcript has 4 exons. Bases 90 to 1079 code for a protein of 329 amino acids. Lineage: Eukaryota; Viridiplantae; Streptophyta; Magnoliopsida; Lamiales; Acanthaceae. Gene Ontology annotation, biological process: lipid metabolic process.
AACGGUCACGAUCCUCUCAAAAAAUGAUUAGAUUCGAGAUCCAGAUCGACGGCUAUAAAUAACUCCUUCAGACUGUGUGGCGACGUCAGAUGGCGACGUCCAACUGUAGCAGCUAUGGCGGCAAUCUGCCGAAGAUACUCGUGGCGCUUCUGGCGCCUCUUCCUUCUAUAAUUUUCUAUCUCUCCUUCCUCCGGCGGUAUUCCGCCGCAGAAGCGGAUUCGCUUGCUGUUGUCUGGAAUUGGAGCUAUCGCCAUCCUAUGCUAUUGGCCAAUCUCCUCUUCCUUCUCAACGUCAAUCUUCUUUUCUGGCUUCUCGGUCUCCUCCAGUCCAGCCACUGGAUGAUUGAUUUGUAUUGGACGGUUAUACCUGUGUUGCUUGCCCAUUUCUUCGGUAACCAUCCGUUGGCGGAAUACAACGAUUUGAGGUCGAGAAUUGUUAUAAUUUUGACGUGGAUUUGGAGCAUUAGGCUGACUCAUAGCUAUUUCCGGCGAGAACGAUGGCAUUGGGGAGCUCGAGAAGACUGGAGAUUCGCCGAUAUGCGUCUCCAGUACGGAAAAAAUUGGUGGUGGGUUUCCUUCUUUGCUGUAUAUCUCUCCCAGCAGGUUUUUCUCAUGGGAAUAUGCUUUCCUCUCUAUGUUGUGCACUCAAAAGACAGGCAAUUGAAUGUCUGGGAUGUAAUUGCUGCUUUGGUAUGCUUAUCUGGUGUUACCAUUGCAUACUUUGCCGACACACAGCUUCACAAUUUUGUUACUAGAAACCAGAGACUAAAAGAGAUUGGCAAAGCAUUGGUACCUACUUUGGAUGAGGGGUUAUGGCACUAUUCGAGGCAUCCAAACUAUUUUGGGGAGCAAUUAUGGUGGUGGGGAUUGGCAAUCUUUGCUUGGAACUUGGAUUGUGGCUGGGCCUUCACAGGUGCAUUGAUCAAUAGCUUGUGCUUGGCCUAUGUCACCGUUCUUGUCGAGGACAGGAUGUUGAAGCAGCAAUACCGGGCUGAUGCAUACAAGCAUUACAAGAAAACAACUUCAGUAUGGGUACCGUGGUUCAAGACAUCCUCAGCAAUAAAAGAUAAGCAAACAUGAUCUAUAUUUGCUAGCCUCUUUUGCAUUUCUGAUUUGUAUGUGUGUGUUAAUAGUGGAUCUAAUUUUCUUGCAUUUAAGAGUUGUUCUAGUGUGUUCUCUUGUUGUUAUUGAAAUUCAGUUAAAAACAAAAUUGAUGCAAUCUGAUUCAGCAGCUAAGUAUUUUACUUUACAUUAGUCAAGUGAAGCUGUUUGAUAUAUUGUUUUUUCGAUGGAUAGGAGGCCUCCUUGAUCUUUCUGUACAGUAAUCCAUUGUCCCAAUUGAAAACCGUGGCAUAAUAAUGUAUAUAAAGAUUUAAAAGUGUUCAUGAAAAUGCAUUACAUUCGAAAAACAACUGGAAUGCUGCAGAUCUCAUACGAAACCAGACACACUUGAUUGGGUUUUAUGUAAUAAAUUGUUACAGGGAAUUAAAUGGAACUUGAGUGGCUUUGAACAUUUGUCACACAAAUUUGUAUAUGUAUUUCCAUGAUAUGAACAAAAAAUAAUGUACUUAGAGAAUCAUCUUCACAUGCUCCCUAAAUGGGUGGAUUAUAUUUUUAUGGUGUGUUUACUUUGUGGGAUAAAAUAAUAAUUGCAUCUUUAGUUUUAAUUAUAUGUUUAAUGUGAAGAUUAUUAUUACUAUGACUGAUAACUUUUUAACCCCAUAUAGUAAACUGGCCUUAACAGUUGACUGUAUAUUUUUUCACUUGUUUUAUGAUGAGCUUUAUCAUGGUAUGUAAUUUCUUCUCAAUCAUUUGAUCCUCGAAAUUAAUUUUUGGCCUAAAGUGACAAAGGUGUGUUGUUAGUUACUACUUUGUUAAAAUCUUAGAUUACAAAUGUGUAUAAACCUGAAGUAGCUAAAGCAUAUCUACAAGAAGAUUAGCCAAUGCAGGUUGUGGGAAGAUUAAUUUGUAUUGUUGAGAUGUCACAUGCCAUGCAUUUUUGGGACUAAAAUCAUGGAACCAAUGCAACCCAUCUCAGAUCAAAGGAAUAUUAUUGAAAUACAUUGAUAUUAUAGAGACAAGAUAUGGACAUAAAUAAGGUUUUUACUUUCAUUAGCUCAAAAUUCAAUUAUGUGCAGUGUUUUCACAUCAGAUACUUAACACUUUUUGGGUUAAUUUUUGAGCAUUUGUGGUGUGGAGACUAAAAAGUGAACCAUCCUUCAAUCUAAAGAAUUGGUAACACAAGAAAAUCCAGGAACAGAGGGAAUUAGGUUCAAACUGCUCGCAGAGUGUAAUUACUGCUGUAAUAUAUCAGGAUAAAGUCAAUUCGAAAAGAUAGAAAAAGUAUGAUCAUCUGGAACUAAUCUUAGAAAUUUAUUCAUGAAACUUUAACAUGACUUAGUUUUAUUACAAUGUAUUACUCAAUCUCAUGCUGCUAUCACAAUUGGAGAUAAUUCAUAAAACCUAGCAUAAUAUGCUCAGUCACAUUUAUCACAGAAACUUGUCGAAGUUCAGUUCAAUGAUACGGUCAACAAGAAUCUGGUAUGCUUUCUCUGUAGGAUGGAAGGUGUCCCAAAAUACAUACUUAGAAUGAUCUUCACAUGUUGCACUAAAUGGAUUGCACAACACAGCUGCUUCAACAAUCCCUGUCCCACAGCAACCUCUGUCACUUACCUCAAACCCUGAAAUGAUCAGUUACAUUUAUAUCCUCAGUCAUUUAUUUGUACAUCUUAAAGAAAUUAAGAAUGCAUGCUAACCAAAGUCUUCAGGAUUCUCGAUGAGUUGGAGCAGAAGUUCAUAUAUCUCAAGAUAGACAAUCUUCGAGUCUGCUAGGCUUUUGGAUAAUGAAUCCAGUUCAGACAAGAGCUCGGUGUUGACAACUUGUGCUGCCUUAUUGCGCACCUCAUUGCAAUUCCUCCGUAGUCCACCUGCCAAGGUUCGCUCGAGAGGCAAGCACCCGAUUGGUGGGGUGCCGAGCACCCCUAUCCUUCUUGCUCCGUGCUGGUGCAGUUCCUACAAGUAAGUUCAUAAUCGUAUCUUUUUGUCUGUCAUCUUACAUACUGCUGUGAAUUCUUGAAUUCUAGUACCUGUAUGAAAGUGGAAGCUUUAGAGACGAGGAAACGGGCAUAAGAAGCUAUACUAUACUCCAAGCGUCGAGUGCCAAUGGUGAAGUAAGUAUUAGCAAUAUCAUUAGUGCCCGCAACCAAUAGAUACAAGCUGUCUGCGAAAAAACUGCUGGCGGCUUCUUCCCCGAGCUCCCCUUUCACCCGUUCCAUAUACUCUUGAAAUAGCUUCAUCUGAGCAGGGAAUGAUAAAACAGACUGGAAUUCGACAGCAAGACACGACCCCAUGAGUGAGCACACCAAAUCAAGAACGAGGCAAGUUUGUAACUUUUGUUUUUAAGUUUGUAUUCAUACCGCUAACAGAGCUGUUUGCGGGUCGUAUCCUGUUCCUGCAGAAGCAAAGCUGACACCCUUUGUGAGAUCAUAUGAGUUCUUUUUGGUUUCAAGGUAUCUUGCCAUUGCUAAACCGGCCUGUCGGGAGCCUGCCUGGAAAAUCGACGCCGUAGGGUGGAAAAUUGCACUUCACUACAGUUACCAGCUCAUUGUUGUUGCCUGUAUCCAUGAUCGAAUCCCCAAAAAUAAUAAGCGCAGGAACUGUUACGUUUGGCGGAGGCUGCGCAGUCACAGCCCCGGCGCAGGAGCUAAUUGUGCGCGCCAAAAUGCUUACGAAGAAAAUCCGAUAAACCAUCGUUAGUAUAUACAAAACCUGCAUUGAAAUGACCCCAAAAAUAACUCAGCUUCUUGUGGAUCAAAAGAAGUUUGGGAAGCAGAUAAGUAUACAAAGACAUUGUUCUGUUCAAGACAGUUAUAUAACGAAGUGAAUAGCUUUUUGCUGUAGAAAACUAUGAUGCUUUACCAGUCAAUUGUAUGAAAACCAGUAAAAUUGUACCUCCUAAGCAACGUGUAGAUAGAUAACUAAAAUAGGUACAAAUUAGGGAAAACUGUAUAAUAGCCGCACGUAAUUUUGCAAAAUUAUGUCAAAUUCUUCGUACUUUUAAAAUUGCGUUAAACUCUUCGUGGUUUUAUAAAAUUUGCGUCUAACUGUUCUUAUUUAACGGUGUUUGACUUACCCAAAAUUUUUAUACUUCUAAAACAGUGUUAAAUUCCUUAUAGUUUCAUAAAUUUUAUAUCAAAGGUUGUUCUUAUUUCGAUUUACAUGUCUAGGCAAGCUGAUAAUUUCAAAAGCUUAAAAAUGAAGAUUCUAAAAUCCAUUUGUUGUUUGGGUAGACCAUCGAAAGGGUUAAACACAAAAUUUAUAAAAAUCAUAAGAAGAAAUUUGAUGUAAUUUUAUGAAACACAUAAGUUUUGCUUACGAAUUAAAUUUGUGAUGAUAUCAAUUAGCAUAUAUAUAGCUUAAACGUCACUGAUGAAUGAAAAUGCAAUAUGGGCAUAUAAAAUCAAUGGACCAAAAUAGAACAAGUUCAUCCAAGAAUCAAUACAACUUUAAUGGAAUAGGGAAGUAGACAUAAAGUUACAUUAGAUAUAUAUUAUUAGUUGUGCAAUAAUAUGUAUAAACACUCCAGUGAACAAUCUCAUAGUGCAAUUGCAAGCUACCUACCAAGAAUCAUAACAAUUGAUGAAAGCACACUUAAGUAGUAUUUUGUGUGAUUAUUGUGAAAAAAAAUGACAAUUCUAUUUGAGCUGACAACAGCAAUUGUCUAUGCUUGGAUUCUAGAAGAUUCUCCCACGGCAUUUUCCAUUCGAGCGUACCAGUUACCUAUGCGCGUGUGCUCCACCAUGUCUUUACCAGACUUGAGAUAGCGGAUAGGUCUCAAAACGCCGUAGACAGCGAGAUCAGCUAAGUUGGGCUUGGAUCCGCCU